GUUUGUCACACAAACAGCUGAUUACACUAAGAAAAAAAUUGGUGAAAAUUAAACAAAUAUUUUGACACAAAUAUAACUAAUAAUUGAUAUACAAUACUUUUAAAAAUAAAAUUGACAAAAAAUCAUACUUGCGUGAUAAAGUUCUAAAAGCUGAUUGACAUUAUAAUUGUGGCAAGGCUGCAAUUUGACGUUCUGCUUGGAAUUAUUUUCGUUUUGCUUUGAACCUUAACGACCAAUUGUCAGAAGUUUUUCUCUACUGCCAUCAGGCAUUACGUUAACUAUACUGUGCACGCUGAAAAUUGACAACGAAUAAGUGUAACUAAAAGAGUACUACGAAAAAAAUCGAAAAUGCAGCCUGUAAAAGUGAUAUUUUCGAGCGUUGCACGCCGUGCUUUCUCAACAUCAACCAAGACCCUUGCGGCGAAGCAAAUUACCGUACGUGAAGCUCUAAAUACCGCUCUGGAUGAAGAGAUGGCACGCGACGACCGUGUCUUUCUAAUGGGUGAAGAGGUCGCUCAAUAUGAUGGCGCCUAUAAGGUAUCGCGCGGUCUCUGGAAGAAAUAUGGUGAUCAUCGCGUAGUAGACACACCUAUUACAGAGAUGGGUUUUGCCGGUAUUGCUGUGGGUGCUGCUAUGGCUGGCUUACGACCAAUUUGCGAGUUCAUGACCUUUAAUUUCUCCAUGCAAGCCAUCGAUCAUGUAAUAAACUCUGCAGCAAAGACAUUUUACAUGUCUGCCGGUAUGGUCAACGUGCCGAUAGUCUUUCGUGGUCCUAAUGGUGCUGCUGCUGGUGUGGCUGCGCAGCAUUCACAAUGUUUUGCUGCCUGGUAUGGCCAUUGUCCGGGCUUGAAGGUUAUUUCACCCUACGACAGUGAGGAUGCACGUGGCCUACUGAAGGCUGCCAUUCGCGAUCCUGAUCCAGUGGUGUGCCUAGAGAAUGAAAUGUUGUAUGGCGUUGCAUUCCCAGUGGAUGAUAAGGUAUUGGACAAAGACUUUGUCUUGCCCAUUGGUAAGGCCAAAGUUAUGAAACCCGGCAAUCAUAUAACUUUGGUGGCACAUUCAAGAGCUGUUGAAACCGCAUUAGUAGCAGCCGCCGAGCUUGCUAAGAAGGGUAUUGAAGCUGAGGUUAUCAACUUGCGGUCGAUCCGUCCAUUGGACAUGGACACAAUUUGCCAGUCCGUCAAGAAGACACAUCACCUUGUGACUGUAGAACAAGGCUGGCCACAACAUGGUGUUGGUGCCGAAAUUUGCGCCCGUAUCAUGGAAGACGAAAGCUUCUUCCACUUAGACGCGCCCGUGUGGCGUGUAUGCGGCGUUGAUGUGCCUAUGCCUUAUGCAAAGACCCUGGAAGCAAAUGCAUUACCACAAGCGCAAAACGUUGUGGAAGCUGUCACUAAAAUUAUUGGACCCAAAAAGUAGAAAAUUUCACACAUCUAAAUCACAUCAUUAGAACAAUUCAAAUUAAUAGAUCGAACGAUCAUUCACAAACAGUUUCACCCACAACUUAUUUGUUUAUAAAAGAAAAAGACAUGCCAGACACUUUGAUGAACCGCCGCAAAUUCGCAAAAACUACAAAACAUUUACACAGAUAUUAGCAUGAUAUUAGCUAAAAAGCCUUUUAUUUAUUAGUUUCACCUUUAAGCUAAAAGUGUGCAACUCAUAAGUAGUCACAUAUUAAAUGUUUGAAAAAAUUGAAAUUCGGCGAUUUGUCUAAGAUUGAAAGCAUAAGCAUUGGUAGGCACACAUAAUUGGGAGGCUAAUCCAUUAACGAACAUCGUUGUGCUACACACCUGCCAUAGUGUAUACAUUUAAAGUAUGAUCGAAGUACGUGGGUGAGCACGCACGUAAUUUGUGAUUAUUAAUUAAACUAAUUUUUAGUUCAAAGAAUAUAACAAUUAUCGAUUCUCAUAAGGUAAAAGGUCAGCUAUACAAAUUUCAAAUAAAACCUAUUAUGAACACUAAA
Molecule: messenger RNA, 1963 nt
Organism: Zeugodacus cucurbitae (melon fly)
Lineage: Eukaryota; Metazoa; Arthropoda; Insecta; Diptera; Tephritidae
Gene: Pdhb
Product: pyruvate dehydrogenase E1 component subunit beta, mitochondrial
Exons: 7
Coding region: 349-1419 (356 amino acids)
Biological process (GO): pyruvate decarboxylation to acetyl-CoA
Molecular function (GO): pyruvate dehydrogenase (acetyl-transferring) activity
Source: RefSeq, a predicted model, not a curated record